Xylaria bambusicola is the source of this 1779-nucleotide messenger RNA. RefSeq lists its product as uncharacterized. NCBI's taxonomy places the organism in Eukaryota, Fungi, Ascomycota, Sordariomycetes, Xylariales, Xylariaceae. Bases 266 to 1471 code for a protein of 401 amino acids. The transcript is spliced from 5 exons. The record is from RefSeq and is a predicted model, not a curated record.
CUGCGUGGGAUUCCGCACAAGGCAGAUAGCUGAGUACACUGGGGCGCAGAGAGCAGUAGAUGAUGCCGAAAAUAGAAUCAGCCAUCACGACAGUGGGAUUGGGUAUUAUCUUCAAAUAUGUGACGUCUCCGCGACGUGCGGUCGCGCUGCUUAGGUGUGGUUUUGCGCUCCCUUCCCUCUAUCUAGUCGCAGCUUCAGUCUGCUAUCUCUACUUACACGACUUCGAGGAUGGUGUGAAAUCGACAGAUUCCUGGAGCAGAGAGCGAUGGACCCAGACAAGCCAGCGCUUGCGCCGCCGCCUGGCGUCCAGUCUAACUUCGACAACCCUCCGAACGGCAACGUCGAGGCGCAUAUUGGAAUUGCAAUAUGCAUCUUUAUAGUGUUUGUCGGGGCUUCGCUCCGUGCAUACUCUAAGAUUGUAUGCAUGAAGCAGGUCAAGUUGGAAGACUAUGUCGGUCUCGUGGCGCUAGCACCGUACAUUGCGUUUGUAUAUGGCGUAUAUAACCUCAUGAGGACGGUUGGGAUAUACGUCCAUCAGUGGGAUGUACGAGCUAGCGAGAUACCCUCGGCGUUAUAUAUUGUAUACGUCAACACCUCCCUUUUCCAGGCCACGAUGGGUACCAUAAAGGCCGCGAUUCUACUCGAAUGGAUACAGCUUUUCGUUCCGCGUGGCACUAGAACUCCGUUUUGGUGGACGUGUCAGAUUGUCAUGUGGGUGAACAUACUAUACUACAUCUCAAUCGUCACCGCAUCCGCUUUGUCGUGUUUCCCACACGAAAAGAUAUGGCACCCAACCAUGCCCGGAAGAUGUUUCAACACCAAGGCCCUGUUCGUCAUCAACGCCACGUUGAAUCUGGUCUCGGAUAUCAUCAUCCUGAUCCUCCCCCAGAGGAUAAUAUGGGGACUCAAGAUGUCAACACAGAAGAAAAUAGGGGUAUCCCUUGUGUUCGCUGUCGGAGUGAUUGCUACUCUAGUGGGAGGUGCGCGUCUUUCCCGAGCUGUUAUAUAUUACUUGUCGAAUGACAACCUCUACAAUGUGUCAGCGGUAUUUCUGUGGUGUACGGCCGAGUUAAGCACGUCGUUCCUUGUCUUCUGUCUACCAGCUAUACCCAAGAUCUUCUCGAGCGACAAUUGGUUUACGCAACUCGCAUCACGUCUUCAUUCUCGAUUGAGCUUCUUGAAGACACGCACAACCGACACGUCGGGUACCAAUCCAAAGGCAUCUACAUGGAAGUCAUCGACGUUCAGUGGCGUCUCAACGUCGGAGACUAGAUGGGAUCAACAGCCUCAGUUGUCUUAUGAACAACAUGGGUUUGUAUCAUAUUACGCAGCGACAGACCCAUUCACACCGAAUGCAAUCAAGAGCUAUGUUCACUACGAUACGAACCCCCAGGCGUCUUGGCCUUCUGUACCAAACGCAGCGUUGAGUCGCCGCGAUCCGUCGACGAGUUGGUAUGAAGAAGAGCGAUAGUUUCGCAAAAUUGAUCAUGCCUAGCUUAGUUGCAUCCCAAUAUAAUAUUAGAUCGAUUGCGCUAGAAUUACCGUACUUUCAGUGCAAGGCGCAAAAUGCGUGAAUAGCCAAUAUAAUGAGGAUCCUAAGCUGAGAUAAGCAACUAGCUCCCUUGGGAUCACGAUUACCUGGGAGCAUAUCCAAAGCUCAGGCCCUUACUCUACACAACCACCAGAUCCUGUAAUCUAUUUUCAUCUGUGUCCGUCACUGAUAAGGUUUAUACACAAUACUAGACACGUAGAAAGAGGCAGCUAAAAUUUAGAACUUGU